AUGGCAACAGGUUGCCACUGGUGACAGGGUACCACAGCAUCCCUGUCUGUCUGCGGGGAUGCGAGGCGCGUCGAGACGAGCAAAACAAGGCAGAGAGGGCUGAGCGCUGCCGGCACAGACAAACACAGCAACACACCGAGAGGGUUUGUCAUGAACUGAGCAGUGAGGUAGUCUCGUAGGGACGCGUUUGUUGUGUGUCUGCUCGAGGAUAAUGAAAUAAUCACCAUCAUCACAUCAGAGCUACGCACAAUGGCAGGCUGCCGCUGACCGGAGGUCCCCGAGCUCCCCUGAUACAACAGGUCUAUCCAGUGCAACCUUCUUCCUCCAGAGUCUUUGAGCGACCGACAAAGAGCUGGAGCCGAGACGAUCAAGCAUGGAUGUGCCCAGGAUGGCCGAGGGCUUCUUCAGCAGCACGCUGUCCUCGUCGGGCGGCGGCCAUCAUGUGUCCUCUUACCUGACGUUGGAGCAGAAGGCCGCCUUCGUCUUCGUGCUGCUUCUCUUCAUCUUCCUGGCCCUGCUCAUCGUGCGCUGCUUCCGCAUCCUGCUGGACCCCUACCGCAGUAUGCCCUCCUCCAACUGGACAGAUCACACCGAGAAGGACACCUUCGAUUACCGCAUCGUCUGAGGAAGCGCUGAGGGCACGGGCUGAAAAGCGGGGGCGACUGAUCCGAUGCUUACAGAAUAUAUUUCCCCUUGGAAUUUGACCAGUAAGAGCAAAUGACUGCCAAUUCCCCAGGACAAAAAAAAACAAAACCCAUGGCUUUCAGCGCGUCCUCUGAGACUUCAGACUCCAAAGGACACGAGACUUCCAUGACGGAUCAUUGAGGAUCACUGUGGAAAUGAGCAGCAUUCAGAAUCAAACAGCUUCUCCCUGCCAAUUCAAUAAAUUCUCAACUAUAACAAAACGCACCGAACUAUGCUAAGCAGAUUAUUGGACAGCCAACACGAUUGUGGCCCUGAGCCGAGGUCAUGCAACACAACCCGAUGCAGUUCAUCACCCCACCUCCUUCCAUCCAUAAGUUCUUGUUUUUUGGUUGUAUUGUGGACUACCUCGUUCUGACUCCAUCUCAUGUGCGGAUGACACAGUGUAUCCUUGCAUCUCCAAAGGGUUAAAUAUCUUUGAGAUCCAAAUCGACUGGAUAACAGUGUUUACAUCUUAUCACGUUUACGUCUGCAAACUUCUUAGUUUUUUUUUAUUGGGUAAAAGAUGUAGACAAUCAGUGUUAAAAAAAAAAAUAAUAAAAAUAAACAAAAUGAAAGAUUUGCGGACUUAGUAGUUGAACCAAAUGUCAAGGUCUUUGUUUUAAGAGUGUGUGGUUUUAAUUUGUGGACAGACCCUCGAGGUCCAAAGGACUUUGUAUGAUUCAUGUGAUUCAGGCGAUUCCAGGAGGAACUUGAUGCCUUAUGCCUUUGCGGGAGAGCGGGGUCUUUGAUUCGGUCGUGGAAAACACGAGCUAGUUAGUUAGGUAAAGCCCACGAGCAAGACGAAGAAAACAUUUGUAAAGGCGGGUUUUCAAAAAUCAUGAAGGAUGUUGAUAUCGGAGAAGAAAGCCGUCCCUCUAAAUGUUUUGGAAAGGUUUUUGAUGGACACCUGUAACUGUUAUGUGUCUGCGAUAUAAAAAAACAAAAAACAAAAAACAAAAAAUCCAAAAACAAAAAAAAUCUGUAUGGUCCUCCCCAGUCAUUUCCGGUGGCUGUGGGCCUUUGGUGUCCACGUCUUAGAUGUCAACAACCAAAUGAGGUAUUGGG
This is a messenger RNA of Myripristis murdjan (pinecone soldierfish), 1749 nucleotides long. Its product is annotated as cortexin-3. The transcript has 2 exons. The record is from RefSeq and is a predicted model, not a curated record. Lineage: Eukaryota; Metazoa; Chordata; Actinopteri; Holocentriformes; Holocentridae. Bases 374 to 625 code for a protein of 83 amino acids.